Messenger RNA from Coccidioides immitis RS, 354 nucleotides. RefSeq lists its product as uncharacterized. Lineage: Eukaryota; Fungi; Ascomycota; Eurotiomycetes; Onygenales; Onygenaceae. The transcript has a single exon. The record is from RefSeq and is a predicted model, not a curated record. The coding region runs from base 1 to 354 and encodes 117 amino acids.
AUGUUGGAGCCUUUCUACGAUGGGCUUGGAGGUGAAUUGUCUUUGCUAAUGAAAGCUUUGACCAUAUUAUUUUUUUCCAUCUACUGCACUAUCAGCCGCCCAAAGGUUGGCUAUGGCCACGUAUACCCAUCCAUCUACAUUCUGGCGCGCGUGAAACCCAGAACGACAAUGUGUCUACCUUCGCUUAUCGGCCAGGUCUCCAUACUACGAGACUUGCGACAGCCUAGGCCAUCAAAUUGCGAACCAUGGAUCUUCUGGGACCCGGUCUUCUCCACGGAAGAGGCAAGGAGCAACGAAGCCGGACGCCUGAAAGGCAGAGUCAAAAGGGUGCGGGAUGAAAUUGCAGCGAAAUGA